Trematomus bernacchii (emerald rockcod) is the source of this 3282-nucleotide messenger RNA. RefSeq names its product tetraspanin 15 (gene tspan15). The record is from RefSeq and is a predicted model, not a curated record. The coding region runs from base 85 to 981 and encodes 298 amino acids. The transcript has 8 exons. Lineage: Eukaryota; Metazoa; Chordata; Actinopteri; Perciformes; Nototheniidae. Gene Ontology annotation, cellular component: membrane.
CGCGCUCCCAGGUGUGGUGACGAGCUCAACGCGGAAGUGAGUGUCAACAGCAGACAGCCUGGGAGUCAACUGUCCUCAGACACGAUGUCCAACAAUCAAGAGAUACGAUACUGUCACCGAUUCUCCUACAUUUUGCUCAAAUUCACCCUGUUUGCGUAUGGCAUCGUCUGGUGGUUGAUAGGUGGCUUCAUCCUGGGCAUUGGCAUCUACGCUGAGGUGGAGAGACAACGCUUCAAGACUCUGGAUGGAGUGUUUUUGGCCCCGUCGAUAAUCCUGAUCCUUCUGGGAAUCAUCAUGUUUAUUGUUUCACUCAUUGGAGUCCUGGGUUCACUGAGGGAUAAUAUAACGCUUCUGAAAGUGUUCAUGUACACCCUCUCUGUGUGUCUGAUCCUGGAGCUGCUGGGAGGAAUAUUGGCGCUGGUGUUUCGGAACCAGACAGUGGGGCUACUGAACAAAAACAUCCGAAAAGGCAUCGUUAACUACUAUGAUGACCUUGACUUCAAAAACAUCAUGGACUUUGUGCAGAGGAAGUUUAAGUGUUGCGGGGGUCAGGAGUACUCAGACUGGUCGGUCAACAUGUAUCACAACUGCACUGCACCGGGUCCACUGGCCUGCGGAGUUCCUUACACCUGCUGCAUUACUACUAAGCCUAAUGAAGUGGCAAACACUUUGUGUGGGUACAAGGUGUUGGAAAAAGAGCGUUUGGAUUUGAUCGAGACCAUCCAUAUCAGAGGCUGCACGGAUGCCUUCUUCAUCUGGCUCAUGGACAACUAUAAGAUUAUGGCUGGAAUGCUGUUAGGGAUCCUACUGCCUCAGUUCUUCGGUGUGAUUAUCAGCUGGCUGUACAUAACCCGUGUUGAAGACUCCAUCAGUGAGUGCGGUCACUACAUGGACCUGCUGGACUCAAACACACAUCAAAGAGCAGCAAAGAGUCAGGGCCGCAUGGCUAAGUGGUUCAUGUGUAUGCCAGAGAUCGACUGACGGAGACAAAAAACUAAAAAGCAGCAAAUGGACUCCAGCCAACGCCCCUAGUUGAAUGACUCCGUGGAUCCAGAUGCUGCUGCAGCCACAGUGUGAGCUUACACUGAACUGCACAAUUACUACAUGUUUUUCUUUUGGUCCAAAGGAAAGGUUCAACAACAAGAUUCCUUUUUUAGUUUGAACAUAUGUAUCUAAAACAAAAAAUGUCAAAGGGCCGAAUGUGGUGUGAAUUAUUAAUAACUGUGUUAACAUACAGAUUACUAAUGCAUGUGUGGGACCUCUAAGAGCUCCUUGAGAUCAGGGCUUUUAGCUGCAUUGGGCCCAGGAGAGUCUCAGGCAGACAAACAAUACAUCCACUUUUGCUUCCUCUUUUAUAAUAUGACAUGAAAUAAGUCUGUUCAUUUCCAACACAAAACCACAAUAUACAUUACUAAUAUUACUUUUAUACCAGUGUUGUUUUUAUGUUUUGCUACCAAUAAAAUCAUUGCUAGGCUCCUUUUAUAACAACCACAUGUGAAGCGGCUCCUAUCAUCUAACCAAUACUUUGAUUGCCUUCCUUGUAAAUACAACUGGAAAUACUUUGAGCUUGAAAAUGAAUUAUGUUUAAAUUUGAGGAUGGAGAAUAAGUUUGUAUGAAGUACCCUGCAGUAUUUACUGAACUUUUAUGAUGUGUCCAACACAACAAGGGUUGUUUAUAAUGCUGACAUUUUCUUUAUCAAAGCCUAACAUUUUACUCUUCAAACUAUAUUUCUUUCUGGUGUUAUAUGAAAAUGAAGUUCUAUUUUGAUUUAAAAAGAUGAUUAUUAAUGCUUUGCCACUGCCAUAACAAAUGUACAUCUCAGGGUUACUGUUAGGUAAAGCAACCCUUCUUCUACUCUGUAUGAAUGUAUGUACAACUUUUAACAGCAAAUCAAUCUGUCAUAUACCAACACACAUUUCUUAAGGAUUAGGUCGCAUAAUGUUCACACAGAACUUACUUCAAGUUACAAAACCGUGUGAAUAGAAGCAAAAUAUGUAUUUGUCAAGUCCUGUGCCUUUUUACGCCCUGUAUCCACCCAGACCCUACACUCUAAUUAUUUGUUGCCUUAUUACCCAAACAAUUGUACAUUUUUCAUUGUUUCAACUGAACAUAAUCCAGGUGGUGAUUGUGCUUGAAACAGAUUCAGGCAAAAAUCAUUAGUAGUUUAGUACUAGCCAAGAUGUACUAUGAAUAAAAUGACCUUAUAAUAUCCUACAACAUAUAAUCAAGCGUGGUUUUUACUGUAGAUUUACAAAUAUGCCUUUUUUUUUAAAGUUUUUUUUUUAAGUAAAUAGAUUUUGUUUAAAAUGUCCCAUUUGUCUUUUUGACGUCACACAACAUCCUUAAUUUGAGUAGUAUCUACUCUUACUUUACAUGUACAUCACUGCUAAAUCAUGUUAAACAAGGUUCCCCUGUUAGCCUUGUAUGCACUCGGGUAUAAUACAGAUUGCCAGAUUUAAAAGAAACCAUUUCAAAUUAAGAGUACAUUUGAUUUUAAAAAUGACAAACAUUUUGAGUUGAGAAAAUUAAGAGUUUCAGUUCACACAUUACUUGAAUGUAACUUGUGAAGUUAUUGGCCUGUGGGUUGAAGGUAACAUUUAGCUUUAUGCAGUAUGAUCAAUUAGUUGAGGGUUUAUUUAAUAUGUGCUACAUUUACUACCUAAAUCUUUUACCAGCUAUGAUUUGAAAAUGCACUUUUAUGGCCUUUUUUAUGAUUAACUACUCAACUGUACAAUAUUUAUCUCAACAAAGUCCGUGUAGUACUUGCUGCCUUUAACAUGAACAGCAUGGAAGAUGUUUUCUUAACACAUUGCAUGACAUAAAUAAUAUUUCAGUGAUUGUAUCGACAGCCUUUCUAUAAAUGUCAUUGCUAUAGUCUACAGUCACUUCCACAUGACAGUUAAAGUACCAAUGUUAUCUCUUUGAAACAAUAAGAAGUCAAAUAGAUGUAUGUCCUUUUAGUUUAAUUGCUGUUAGAACAUUAAACGCACCGCCCCUAUGUAUGCCAUGUACUGUGUGCAUAUCAUGUGCUAUAUUCAAGUGCAUACACUCGGUUUACGGCUGACCUCACAGGAAAUUGCAUCAUCUGUUUUUAAAAUACAUCCCGAGUUGUUCAAAACUACAUUUAUUUAAAGAAGAAUAUGUCAAGUUGUUUGGCUUGGUUGAGGGUACGGUUUGUGAUUUCUGUUGUUUAUCUUCGAGAGGAAUGAAGCACAGAUUAACGUCUUCCUGUGAAGGGAUAUUUGGGGGUUAAGGGACUGUUAAAUAAAUAAUGUCUGAUA